Messenger RNA from Colletotrichum paranaense, 744 nucleotides. RefSeq lists its product as uncharacterized. The record is from RefSeq and is a predicted model, not a curated record. Gene Ontology annotation, cellular component: Mis6-Sim4 complex. The transcript has 2 exons. NCBI's taxonomy places the organism in Eukaryota, Fungi, Ascomycota, Sordariomycetes, Glomerellales, Glomerellaceae. Bases 1 to 744 code for a protein of 247 amino acids.
AUGGCCCAAGCCCCCCUUCCACCCACCGUCAUCGCCCAAAAACAAUCUUUCCUCGCUACCCAGGCUCGUCUGCUCUCCCGACCCCUGCAACCCUCUCGUGCAUGGCUCGCCGCCAACGAGGCCGCCGAGUCCUCCAUCCCGGACCCCGUCGUCGAGCACGUCGCCGCCCGCCUCAACACGACCUUGCUGCAGCACUCGCGACGCGCCUACUCUCACCAAGCGAGCCGUCACGUCGCCGAGCAGAUUGACGCGUUGUACCUAUCUCAACUGUCGGCCGCGCGAAGUGACUCCUCCGAGGGUCUAUCCCUUUCUUUGGACCUGUCCGAAGAGACUGCCGUAAGGUCGCUUCCCUUGGCAUGGCCAGCCGGGCGUGAUGCAACUAGCUUUCCUAUGGAAGCCAAAAGGUACGCUGAAGUCGCUGGCCGCUUGAAAGAACUCGCCGAGAAGAGGCAGCACACCAGAGCUCGUGUUGAACGGCUACGGCGCAUGAAGGCACUACUUGAUCCCUUCCGCACCGGAGAUGCCGGCGCGGGUGUGCAAGAGAAUCUCGUCACCCGCGAUGGCGAGAUUGAAAAGGAGAUGGAAAAGAUGCGUGCCCUGCUGGCUCGUGUAGGUGGUCGUGUAGGACUUCUACCCAAGUCCGCCGAGUCUGCAGACCUGCUCAAAGAGGGCAACUCCUUGAUUGUAGAGCCUGUAGCUACAGGAGAGAAGCGCAAACUUGACGACCUUCUCGGCAGCUUCUGA